Molecule: messenger RNA, 1245 nt
Organism: Colletotrichum karsti
Lineage: Eukaryota; Fungi; Ascomycota; Sordariomycetes; Glomerellales; Glomerellaceae
Product: UAA transporter
Exons: 3
Coding region: 1-1245 (414 amino acids)
Biological process (GO): UDP-galactose transmembrane transport
Cellular component (GO): Golgi membrane; endoplasmic reticulum membrane
Molecular function (GO): UDP-glucose transmembrane transporter activity; UDP-galactose transmembrane transporter activity
Source: RefSeq, a predicted model, not a curated record
AUGGCGCGCUCGAAACAGGCCACGCCCGUCAGGCGGCAGACGUCCUCCGAGUACUUCUCCAAAAAUGACCUCGCGCGCACACCCAGCAACGGCGCCGCGGCACCCAACGGCAAGGCCGCCGACUCGGUCGUCGUGCCCGCCGCCGCUGCUCCCGUCGAGACCAAGGAAGCCGGCGCAUUGCAGAUUCUUAUCGCCGUGGGCGGUAUCUACGCCUCGUUCUUGACAUGGGCAUACCUCCAGGAGAAGCUCACGACGACACCGUACGGCCCCGCCUCCAAGCCCGAGGUCUUCAAGUAUCCCGUUUUCCUCAACACGAUCCAGUCCCUCUUCGCCGCGACAACGGGCCUCCUCUACCUCGCCUACAGCUCUCGCAACAAGCCUUCCCUGCCGCCCGUCUUCCCCUCCCGCAAGAUCUUCUGGCCCCUCGCCCUCGUCGCCGUCACCUCCUCCCUCGCCUCCCCCUUUGGCUACGCCAGCCUGAGCCACAUCGACUACAUCACCUUCCUCCUCGCCAAGUCCUGCAAGCUCGUCCCCGUCAUGCUGCUGCACACCACCCUCUUCGGAAAGCGCUACCCGCUCUACAAGUACCUCGUCGUCGCGGGCGUCACGGCCGGCGUCGCCGUCUUCACCCUGCACUCCGGCAGCAAGAAGAAGAAGUCCGUCGUCAACCCGGACGCCAACGUCCCCUGGGGCAUGCUCCUCCUGUCCAUCAACCUGCUCUUCGACGGCCUCACCAACACCACCCAGGACCACAUUUUCGCCACCUUCAAGGGCUACACGGGCCCUCAGAUGAUGUGCGCCAACAACCUCAUGAGCACCGCCGUCACCCUGGGCUACCUCGUCCUCAGCCCCUGGCUGGUGCACACCGGCCUCGGUGAGUACCUGGGCAUGGACGUCGCGGGCAACGCCGGGGAGCUCAAGGCCGCGCUGGGCUUCAUGGCGAGGUAUCCCGCCGUGUGGUGGGAUGUGCUGGGCUUCUCUGCCUGCGGCGCCGUCGGGCAGGUAUUCAUCUUCUACACCCUCUCGACCUUCUCCUCCGUCCUCCUCGUCACCGUCACCGUCACCCGCAAGAUGGUCACGAUGGCCCUCUCCGUCUUCGCCUUCGGCCACAGCCUCUCCAACAUGCAGUGGCUCGGGGUGUCCCUCGUCUUCGGUGCCAUCGGCGCCGAGGCCAAGAUCGCGACCGAGGAGAAGAAGGCCAAGGAGGCCGCCAAGCGCGCCGCUGCUGCUGGGAAGACGCAGUAG